CGCCGUCAACAAACUAUCGCUUCUCCAGUGGUCUUUCCAAAACCUCGGCUUGGUGGUACCAGGGCGAGAGCGAGCGGCUCGACGACCGCGUCCUUGACCGGCGAUGAAGGCGGAUAUCGAGAGGGCGUCGGAGGCGCAGUCGGAGGGGGAGGCAGUCGUGCGGCGAUUGGCGAUGACGGCGGAGGAGAUCGCCGCCAUCUCCGACUUCCGGAACGCUUACAGGAAGCCGCUGUGCAGCCUGGCGCGGCGGAUAAGGCUCCUGGAGCCCAUGUUCCACGAGCUCGCCGAUGGGAGAGAUCCGAUCCCGGAGUCGGCGGCGCGGGCCCUGGCGGAGCUCGAGAAGUCGCUCACGGCCGCCAAGGAUCUUCUCUGGCACGGAAGCGUGGGUAGCAAGAUCUUCGUGGUCCUGGAAAGGGAUAACAUGAUGAAAAAAUUUGAGGAUGUAACUACUCAGCUUGAUCAAGCACUUAAUGGGAUUCCUUUUGAUGAACUUGAUAUAUCAGAAGAAGUAAUAGAACAGGUCGAGCUUAUCCAUGCACAGUUUAAAAAAGCCAAAGAACGUGAUGAAAUGCCCGAUGCUGAACUUUACUCCGAUCUCUUAUCUUUGUACAAUAAGAGCAAUGACACCAAUCUAGACCCAUCUACCUUGAGCCGAUUGGCUGAGAACUUGCAGCUAGUUACAAUAUCUGAUCUUAAACAAGAAUCACUAGCUUUGCAUGAGAUGGUCUUUGCAAGUGGAGGUGGAGACCCCGGCGAGAACAUCGAAAAGAUGUCGAUGCUAUUGAAGAAAAUAAAGGAUUUUGUGCAGACACAGAACCCUGAAAUGGGCACCGAGUCAGAUGUGAAGCCUUUUCUUCAAGAUAGAAAGCCAAAAGUCCCUAUUCUUCCUGAUGAAUUCCGUUGUCCGAUAUCUUUGGAAUUGAUGAAGGAUCCAGUCAUUGUUGCUACCGGGCAGACUUAUGAGCGCACAUGCAUCGAAAAAUGGCUGGCCUCCGGACAUGAUACAUGUCCAAAGACUCAACAGAAACUAUCUACUACAUUUCUAACGACGAAUUAUGUCCUCCGAAGCCUCAUAGAACAAUGGUGUGAAGCAAAUGGCGUGGAUCCACCCAAAUGCCCAAUUCAAUCCAAUAAUCCCACACUUGAACAUUCACAUGUAGCUGCACUCCUUCACAAGUUAUCAUCCAGAAAUAUUGACGACCAACAAUCAGCUGCUGGUGAGCUUCGUCUCUUAGCUAAGCGCGAUGCUGAGAACCGAAUUUACAUAGCCAAGGCCGGUGCUAUUCCUCUCCUUGUGAAGCUGCUAUUGUCAACAGAUCCACGCACCCAGGAACAUGCUGUCACUGCUCUUCUGAAUCUGUCCAUCCAUGACAAUAACAAAACAAGCAUAAUCUCUUCAGGCGCUAUACCGCGUAUUGUCCUUGUCCUGAGAAAUGGUAGCAUGGAAGCGAGGGAGAAUGCUGCAGCCGCACUCUUCAGCCUAUCAGUUGUUGAUGAAUAUAAGGUGACAAUUGGGGCCUCAGGCGCGAUCCCAGCAUUGAUCUCGCUUCUGAGCGAAGGCACACGCAGAGGCAAGAAGGAUGCUGCUACUGCAUUGUUUAACCUGUGCAUAUACCAAGGGAACAAGGGGAAGGCAGUGAGGGCUGGCGUGGUUCCACUAAUUAUGGGGCUCUUGAAGGAGCCCUCUGAACCCAUGAAGGACGAAGCCUUAGCAAUAUUAACAUUGCUGUCGAGCCACCCGGAAGGGAAGUCAGCACUUGCAGAUGCACAAGCUGUUCCUCUACUGAUAGAAAUGAUAGAAUGUGGUUCUUCCAGGAACAGAGAGAAUGCAGCAGCUGGCUUGCUCAACCUAUGCGACAACGGAGAGCAUCAGUUCAGUAGCCUUGCGGCAGCACAAUCGUGUGGUGCCAUGGGUCCGCUGCAAGAGCUGGCGAUCAAUGGCACGGAAAGGGGGAAGAGGAAAGCUGUGCAGUUGAUAGAGCGCAUGAGUCUGUUCUUGGUGCAACAGCACGAGGCACAAGCUCUAGCAGAGGCUUCAGAAGGGCCUCCGGACGGCUCCCCUGCUCAUGAACAAAGAGAGUGUGCAACUCCAACUCAGGAUGAUGACCACGGUGAGCAUGUUGGGUUACUGGCUGCAUAUCAUGCCUGUUGAUCAUGCUUAAAACCUAGCCUUUUAUUUAUAACCUUCCAAUAAUUAUGAUAAAUUGUUCAUAAACAUUUGCAUACUUUUUAUGGCAGUGAAAAUAAGAUGCUUAGGUGAAACUCA
Zingiber officinale is the source of this 2266-nucleotide messenger RNA. Its product is annotated as protein spotted leaf 11-like. Gene Ontology annotation, molecular function: protein binding; ubiquitin-protein transferase activity. The record is from RefSeq and is a predicted model, not a curated record. The transcript is spliced from 4 exons. NCBI's taxonomy places the organism in Eukaryota, Viridiplantae, Streptophyta, Magnoliopsida, Zingiberales, Zingiberaceae. The coding region runs from base 104 to 2152 and encodes 682 amino acids. Gene Ontology annotation, cellular component: cytoplasm; nucleus. Gene Ontology annotation, biological process: protein ubiquitination; cell surface receptor signaling pathway.